This is a messenger RNA of Podarcis lilfordi (Lilford's wall lizard), 8449 nucleotides long. Lineage: Eukaryota; Metazoa; Chordata; Lepidosauria; Squamata; Lacertidae. The record is from the annotation of a GenBank genome assembly.
AGUCCCAGCCCGGGAAGCCGAGCCUGAGCCGGGCUCCGGGCGGGAGGGCCGUUUUGCGCCUGCGCAAUCCGGGCGGUUGCCAUGGAGUCGGAAGGGGCCUACGAGCCGGGCUUCGUGGGGAUCCGCUUCUGCCAGGAAUGGUGAGGCCGGAGGGGGAGGCGGGACGGGGGGGGGAGGAGGAGAGAGAGGAGGAGAGGGCGGGGGCCGCAUUGAACGGCCCCCCAUCAGUCCCCUCAGGGGCCGGGCUAGAUGACCUCGGGGGUCCCCCUCCCAACGCUGCAGGUCUGUGAUAUGCCGAGAAGGGGGAUAUCCUGCAGAAGCAAGAACCGAAAAUAAACAGGGACUGGCAUGGUUUCCCAAAACACAGUCAGGGGUUAGGGAAAGAAAAUUUAAUUUAAUUUAAUUUAAAAAUUCCUUCCAGUAGCACCUUAGAGACCAACUAAGUUAGUUAUUAGGGUCUAAACCACUGUGGAUCAGAAGGUCAGCAGUUUGAAUCCCUGCAAUGACGGGGUGAGCUCCCGUUGCUCAGUCCCAGCUCCUGCCAUCCUAGCAGUUCAAAAGCACGUCAAAGUGCAAGUAGAUAAAUAGGUACCGCUCCAGCGGGAAGGUAAACGGCGUUUCCGUGCGCUGCUCUGGUUCGCCAGAAGUGGCUUAGUCCUGCUGGCCACAUGACCCGGAAGCUGUACGCCGGCUCCCUCGGCCAGUAAAGUGAGAUGAGCGCCGCAACCCCAGAGUCGGCCACGACUGGACCUAACGGUCCCUUUAACUUUUAAGUUAGUUAUUGGUAUGAGCUUUCGUGUGCAUGCACACUUUUUCAGGUACACGGGGUUAGGGAGAGAUGCUCGUGGUGGAGCAGCAGCAGCAGCAACCAUAGUAAGGGGAAUAAUAGGAAAUAACAACAGCAAUUUAACAACAACAACAUGCUCCCUUCUUGACUUUCAACUUUCCUGGGCACAUGAAACUAACCACAACUACCUCGAAUUUUUGCUCAACCCUCAAGAAGGAAGGACCUUUUCGCUAGCCAGGUUCAAAUCAAAGCCAUGGGGAAGGUUCCUGGGCAUGGCAGAGAGAGAAUCUGCUGAUGGGAUGACCACCUGGUGGAAACUCUUACUCACAUGGUUCUUAAAUGUAAACUAUAUGCUGAUCUCCGCCAGCAAUUCCUAGAGCAACUCUGCAUCCCCAAAUGGAAACCAGAGGUCAUACACUUUCUACUAUUGGGGAAUGACCAGGAGCUCACUAAGUUAGUGGCCAGAUAUCUUUAUCUGGUACAGUCAUACCUCAGGAUAAAUAUGCUUCAGGAUAAGUAUUUUGGGUUGCGCACCAUGGCGACCUGGAAUUAAAGGAGCGUGUUACUUCCAGGUUUUGCUGCUCGAGCAUGCGCAGACGGUAAAAAUCACGUCACGCGCGGAAGCGGCAAAACGCGGCACGUGCAGACGCACAGUCGCAUCUUACGUUCUAUUCAGGAUGCGAACAGGGCUCUGGAAUGGAUCCCAUUUGCAUUUUGAAGUACCACUGUAUUCUGUUGUCGAAACACAUUGCAGACAACUGAUCUCCCUGGAGACCUAGAGAUGUGACAACAGUCUGCUCUGCCUCUCCUUUUUUGGGGGGGGGGGUAAAUGUUUUGUGCCAUGGGGGAAGCGGUAACUCUGUAUUGUUAUGUUAUGGAUGUUUGUAUAUGAAGCCGAUAAAAGCUUUGAUGAUGAUGAUCAUGAACAACAACAACUUAUACCCCAUCCAUCUGGCUGGGUUUCCCCAGCCACUCUGGGCAGCUUCCAACAAAAUAUUAAUAAUUCAGAAAAACUUGAGACAUUAAAAGCUUCCCUGAACAGGGCUGCCUUCAGAUGUCUUUUAAACAUCAGAUGGUUGUUUAUUUCCUUGACAUCUGGUGGGAGGGCGCCACCACCAAGAAGGCCCUCUGCCUGGUUCCCUGUAACCUUACUUCUCGCAGGGAGGGAACCGCCAGAAGGCCCUCGGCACUGGACCUCAGCGUGCGGGCAGAACGAUGGGGGUGGAGACGCUCCUUCAGGUAUACUGGGCCUUUGAGGCCGUUCAGGGCUUUCAAGGUCAACACCAACACUUUGAAUUGUGCUCGGAAACGUACUGGGAGCCAAUGUAGGUCUUUCAGGACCAGUGUUAUAUGGUCUUGGCAGCCGCUCCCAGUCACCAGUUUAGAGUUAUCUGGAUCCAUUUUAAUCUGGCUUUGGGAUUUAGAUUCAGAGCCAGAGACUCGAUGCGCUGGCUGGUGAGCUGUGGGACUGUUCCCAGAGAGAGGCGAUGGAGGACAGGUGACAGACUCCUUGGCCGUGGUACUUUGGAAUAUUGUAGGAUUUUAUCUUGUCCCCUGUACUUUUUAAUAUCAAUAUCAAACUGCUGGGAAAUAGGGAUCAUGAGAUCACCAACAUGUCAUGUCAGGAGUUUGGAGCGCAAUGUCACCAGUAUGUGAAUCAUCUGUCUCAGGCGAUAAGACUCAAGCAGUAAUUGCUUUUAAGAGUAAUCCGUGUGGUUAUUUCAUGGCCCUUUCUUCUUCUCCUCCCAAGUUGAGAACUCUGUGUUCCAAACAGGGCGGUAAGCAAACUUAAAAAGUCAUCUUGGUUGGCACAUGUCUGUGCGCCUCUGGGGCUGAAGCCAAACUCUCUCCAUAUCACCUGAACCAAGCUAUAAUAUUCCAGCAUAAUAAUAUUCCAAGAACUGUUACUGCUGUUGUUUCUGGGUCAUUGGAGCGAUAAUUGGGAACAGGGUGUUCAGAAAAGGGCGGUAUGCAAACUUAAAAAGUAAUCCUCGUUGGCACCUGUUUGUCUCGAGAGACAAUGGAGUGUGCCUCAGGGGGUGAAGUCAAACUGCUGUGUUAUCAUCACUGAAAUGACCUCCCUGGGCGCAAGCCUGGGCAGUGUGUCUGGAGGUCCUGGGCUGCCCAGAUGAGAAGAACCCCCCCUUGGCCUUGCUGAGGUGGUCCAAAGGAAAGCAGAGCAAUGCGUUUGGCACCAACUUGGCGGCAGGAGUUGACGGAAGGAGGCGCACAAGGCGCCACCCAACCUCCUUAGCUGACUCCACUCGGGAUUUGUGUAGGGUUUACCCCUUAGCUUUCUCUUUGUGCUGGGCCCGGGGUUUAACCCGAGCAACGCGGUCCAGGUCCGGUCCUGAAUCCAAGGGUUCCGCGAGGAGUCAGUUUGGCAGGACACGAGGCAGGAAACCAGGCAAGGGCAGGUACAGGAUCUCAGGCAGGUUCUGGCCAACGGCAACGUUGCUCCCGCAACCUAGGGCGGGCUCCAGCAGCCUUUUAUCUCUGUCGGGGUAGUGGCCGGUCCUGAUCCCCCGGCGACUCACCUCCCUGUUUUGCCCGAAGACGAGCACUCCUCCUGCAAGUACUCAGGUCUCUCCUUCUCUCAGACCUCAGUCUCUGCAGCUCAGGAGACGUCGGUGGGUGACUAGACCCAGAGGCCGCCUCAGCCUCCCCUGACCCAACUGGUAGCCUUGCAUUCAGCUCUUACCUGUGGCUUCUUGAAGCUGACAGCAUGCCACUGUGGCCACAACCUGGGAAAUAGUAAUGACGAUAAGGGUAUAAUGAUUGUUUGGAGGUCUUUCCUGGAAGUGCGGCACUGGCACUGCGUGACCUGUGUGGGCUUCUCUUACACGUAAACAUGCUUGGCAGAAAAGACACCCAAGCCUACUUAAUGUAAAAGGUAAAAAAGAUAAAGGAUACCUGGAUAGUUAAGUCCAGUGAAAGGCGACUCUGGGGUUGCGGCGCUCAUCUCGCUUUCAGGCUGAGAGAGCCGGUGUUUGUCCGCAGACAGCUUUCCAGGUCAUGUGGCCAGCAGGACUAAACCGCUUCUGGCGCAACGGCACACCGUGAUGGAAACCAGAGAGCAUGGAAAUGCCAUUUACCUUCCCACCACAGCAAUACCUAUUUAUCUACCUGCACUGGCAUGCUUUUGAACUGCUAGGUUGGCAGGAGCUGGGACAGAGCAAGGGGAGCUCACUCUGUUGUGUGGAUUAGAACUGCUGACCUUCUGAUGACAAGCCCAAGAAGCUUAGUGGUUUAGAGCACAGAGACACCCGUAUCCCUUUAAUGUUGCGUAGUGAGGGCCAUUAUCAGGGAGGCUGAGGACUUCAAUAAGGGCAUACUUUUAUAAUGUGCAAUGUUUUAUUAUGUUUUUAUAUAUGUUGCAAGCUGGAGCAACCCAGCCAAAUGGGCAGGGUAGAAAUAAUAAAACAGCAACAACAAAAUUAGUAUUUCUGCGUCCCUCAAUUUAUGAGCACAGGAAAAGCUACCCAUCCAGCAUCUCUUGGAGUUCUGUUCACAACAGAUUCCUGUUCUGAUAACGUAAUGGGAAAACAAAGACAGGCAGCGAUCCUGCUGAGCUGCAGAGCAAAAAAAAGGGUUCACUUUUAAAACUGGGGCGAAGGAAUAAUAGAAUUGUGGAGGGACUCCCAGGGGCCAGCUAGACCAACCCCCUUGCAUGGCAGGAAUCACAGCUGAAGCAUCCCUGACAGGGGGCCAUCCAACCUCCGCUUAAAAACCUCCAUGGAAGGAAGGGAAGAAGAGUUUGGGUUUGAUAUCCCGCUUUAUCCCUACCCUAAGGAGUCUCAAAGCAGCUAACAAUCUCCUUUCCCUUCCUCCCCCACAACAAACACUCUGUGAGGUGAGUGGGGCUGAGAGACUUCAGAGAAGUGUGACUGGCCCAAGGUCACCCAGCAGCUGCAUGUGGAGGAGCGGAGACGCGAACCCGGUUCCCCAGAUUACGAGUCCAUUGCUCUUAACCACUGCACCACACUGGCUCUCAGUGGAGAGUCUACCAGCUUCUGAGGAGUCUCUUCCACUGCCUAACAGCUCUUAGCAUCAGAAAAAGUUAUCCUGCCAUGUUGAUGGGGGACUUGGACGCAGGAAUCGCUAAGCCUUGUGCUGAGUCAGACUUAUGGGUCCAUCUAGCCCCAUAUUGUCUACACUGACUGGCAGCCGUGAUCUCCAGGAUUUCAGGCAGAGAACGGAACCUGGGACUUUCUCCCCGCAAAGCAGCUGCUCUCUGCCCCUGGGCUUUGGGCUCCAGCUCCUGUCAGCUCAAGCCAGAACAGCUGCUGCUGCCCACAACAUCUGGAGGGCGCCAGGGCCGGGCAAGGCGGCUCUCAGCUGUUGGCCCCCCACUCCCCGCUCAGCUUCAGUGGAUGUCCGUCCAACUAGUUCUAGUUUUACAUUUGCAUCCCACCUAUUCUCCAAGAAAUUCACUUAAAUCUUUCUCUCUCUUCUCUCUUUUUUAACAGCAACAACAUGUUGUACCCUAAAGAAGACAAAGAGAACAGGAUCCUUCUCUAUGCUGUGAGUGUCAGGUGGCAAUACUCUCUUCAGGUAGACUCUUGAGUGCAGGGUUUCACCGUGAGCUGUUGUGGCUUUGUGGCAGUCCCUUCCCAGCUCAGCUGCCUGGCUGGGACCUUUUGGCCGGGAAAGGGGCAAGCUUGGUCAUUUUGCUCUAUGUUUGCUAGCUUCGAGCUGUGCACCUUGGGAGGCAGCCGUAACUCAGCCUUUGAGAUUGCUGGGCACGGAUCACGGGUGUGCAGUGUCAGGAGCGAGACAGCAGUGAAUCACACAGAGCAGGUGGUUAACGCUUUAUUAGAAAAACAGGAUCCGCACAGGAAUGCCAGGCCUAAUGAGCGUGGCAACUCUUCUUUGGUAGGUCUUGUACUUUAUGAAGCAGUUGCGGAGACUGAAGGCCCCUGCCUUCCCACAGCUGCCUAAGUCUCCUCUUCCAGGUCUUUCCUAAGCAAUCUGAGACUAUGCCUGCAGGUCUUCCUUUGCUCCUCACACUUCAUACCUCUCCUGGUCCUGGGAGCCCAGGGAAGAGGGGCACUUGUCACAGCAGGAGGGGGAGACACCUGUGCUGCUUCAUCAGCCUGACUCAUCUCUGCCUCUUGGCCUCCCUCAUCCUGCUCUGCCGCCUCUCUUGACUUUUCUCUGCCGCAGACUCAGAGCUCACUAAGCCGUGCUACACCUUCAGCUUCUGACACCUCCUCCUCCCCAUCUCCUCCCUCUGUCCCACCACCAUUCCCCGCACUCAGAUCCUUCUUCCCCAGCUGGUGCCUCCCACCGUUCCUCUACGUCCAACCAGUCUGUGACUGCCAGGCAGUUUCUCCCUCCUGGCAUCAGUCUUGUAGGCAAUGUUUUGCCCCCCCAGGGCUUGCUGGGAACGUGAACGUGUGACCGUUCUUCUCUUCUCCCUGCAGUGCCGCAACUGCGACUACCAGCAGGAGGCUGACAAUAGCUGCAUCUACGUCAAUAAGAUCACGCAUGAAGUUGAGUAAGUACCAGCAGCUGCCUUGAAGGAAUUGCUGGCCUGGGUUGAUCUUCCUGAAGCCCCUGGAGAGGCCAUUGCCAGCCACACUGCAUAAGGGAACGCACUGACUUUACAUAAGGCAACCUCCUGUAUUCCUGCCUUGAAAAUCCAGCCUAGUUUUGCAUCCACUUUGUUCAGACAAGUGAAACAUGGAAAAAUGCCCUAGUGGUUGAUCACAAGCUGAACGUGAACUGGCAAAGUGACGCAGCUGCAGUGAAAAGUUAUUUCUUGGCUGCCUUCACAGAACCAUAGUUUCCAAUCCAGGUGCCAGGCCAAGGGGGUCAGUGGGGGUGGGGGGAAGCACCCACACAGAAACAACAACAACAACAACAACAACAAUUUAUUUGUACCCCGCCCAUCUUGCUGGGUUUCCCCAGCCACUCUGGGCAGCUUCCAACAAAAAUUAAAAAUACAUUAAAAUAUCUCACAUUAAAAGCUUCCCUGAACAGGGCUGCCUUCAGAUGUUUUCUAAAUGUCAGGUAGUUGUUUAUUCCUUUGACAUCUGAUGGGAGGGCGUUCCACAGGGCGGGCGCCACCACCGAGAAGGCCCUCUGCCUGGUUCUCUGUAACUUGGCUUCUCGCUGGGAGGGAACUGCCUGAAGGCCCUCGGAGCUGGACCUCAGCGUCCAGGCAGAACGAUGGGGGUGGAGAAAUGAGAAGAGAGGGUCUUUUUGGAAAAUUCAGAAAGGUGGUAAGGAAGCAGCCAGGUGUCCUGGGGGCAGCGCAAUGGGAAGAAUGAUGACUGCAAAAGAAAAGGGGGGGGGUUUCCCCCGGGGAUGGGGCUGACUUUUGACAGCAAGAGAUUGCCGUUCAUCGCAUAAUGGUUUCCAAUGUAUUUUUGAGAUGGGCUGACGGGAAGUGGGCAGGCUAACUAUCAAAAGAAUCACUUUUUAACCAUCUGUAUUUCAGUGAACUAACCCAGAUCAUUGCUGACGUUUCCCAGGACCCAACUCUGCCCCGAACAGAGGACCACCCUUGCCAGAAGUGAGUGGUGAGCUGUAGCCAUUCUCCUUUUUUUAAAAAAAGUCCGGCAAAUGCCACAAAGCAUAGAACAGCCUGGGACAAACAAAAACCUUUGAAGGAGGCCAGCCCUCCCAGACAUUUUGGACUCCCAUCAGCUAGUCCCAGACAUCGGGUGUGGGAUACCAGGUUGGGAAGGCGGGGUGUGGGUCAUUUCCUCCGCGCUUCCGGGAUCUGCCCUGCCUCAUAACCAGAUCUUUCCACCCCUGUCUUCCAGGUGCGGCCACAAGGAAGCCGUCUUUUUCCAGUCUCACAGCGCAAGGGCUGAGGUGAGGAGACUUCUUUUGAGAUCUAGGGCAGCUGAUGUUUUUGUAAUCCCUGGCAGCAACACCCCUCUUAAAAGUUACGAGCAAUGACAUUCGCUCGCUUUGCAUGUGGGUUUCCCUGCAUCGGGUCCUCUACUUCAGUAGCAGAAUUUCAGCCGUGACUCCCACUUGAUUUGCAUGUCUGUUUUCCACCCGCUGCCCCACUCACUUAUUCAAAUAUCUCCUCUUAAAACCAGCUGGGCGACUGCCACAGAGUUUGGAGUCUCUGUCACUUAAAAAAACCCCACCAGGGGUGGGUGUUUUCAGCUGAGCUCCUUACAGACUCGCAGAAGGGCGUUCCCAGAGCCAAAACAAUUUGCAGUUCUGCAUUUGCAGUUCAAAACAAAACAGCAUUAUGGUUAUGUUGCAAACAUAACAGGAGUUUUUUUUCCAGCGCUCCGAAACCUUGGGAAUUAGGAGCUGGAGGUUUGAAAGGUGGCUUCUGGUUCUGUUGGGUUUUAAGCCUUCACAUUUCCCCGGAGGUCUUUAUGAUCGCGGGGGCAAGGCAUGGAAACACACCUGGAAUACCCGUCUCACCCCUUCCCUCUCUGCUUUAGGAUGCCAUGAGGCUGUAUUACGUCUGCACGGCCCCACACUGCGGUCACCGCUGGACAGAGUGAAGCCCGUGGAGAUGCCAGCCCCCUCCUUUCCUGACGUUACCUUAAUUUCUCUCCUUUCUGACAAACUUCCAGAUGAUUCAACUGUUGCCUGUCUGUGCCUAGACACCCUCUUUGACUUGGGUUGUUCGUGUUUUUGGCUUUGUUAAUAAAACAUGGUUUAUAUUUUUACAAAAGUCCCAAA